Eurypyga helias (sunbittern) is the source of this 2478-nucleotide messenger RNA. RefSeq names its product phospholipase C, beta 2 (gene PLCB2). The transcript has 21 exons. The annotation marks the transcript as partial. Gene Ontology annotation, biological process: phosphatidylinositol-mediated signaling; lipid catabolic process. The record is from RefSeq and is a predicted model, not a curated record. NCBI's taxonomy places the organism in Eukaryota, Metazoa, Chordata, Aves, Eurypygiformes, Eurypygidae. Gene Ontology annotation, molecular function: phosphatidylinositol-4,5-bisphosphate phospholipase C activity; calcium ion binding.
GAUGCCAUUGAGGCCAUCGCAGAAAGUGCUUUUAAAACCUCCCUCUACCCCGUCAUCCUGUCCUUCGAGAACCACGUGGACUCGCCCAAGCAGCAGGCGAAGAUGGCCGAGUACUGCCGCACCGUAUUUGGAGACAGGCUGCUGACAGAGCCGCUGGAGAAAUACCCCCUGAAGCCCGGAGUCCCUCUGCCAAGCCCCAAGGACCUCCUAGGGAAAAUCUUGAUUAAGAACAAAAAGAAACCGGCUGUGUCUGGGAAGAGGCAGAACUCUUUGAAGAAAGGGAAGAAUGUGGAACCGGAAGUCAUGGAGCAGCCAGUGCCAAUGGAUGCUGAAGAUACUGUCUGGGCAGGUGACGUGGCUGAAGAGGAACCAGAGGAAGAGGAUGAACAUCUCGGAAACCUGGAUGAAGAGGAAAUUAAGAAGAUGCAGUCAGACGAGGGCACUGCUGGUUUGGAGGUGACGGCGUACGAGGAAAUGUCCAGCCUCGUUAACUACAUCCAGCCCAUCAAAUUCGACUCCUUUGAAGUCUCUGCCCAGAAGAACCGGAGUUACGUCAUCUCUUCCUUCACGGAGCUGAAGGCUUAUGAUCUACUGACCAAGUUCCCCAUGCAGUUCGUGGAAUACAACAAGCGCCAGAUGAGCCGGAUUUACCCCAAGGGCACCCGGAUGGACUCCUCGAACUACAUGCCCCAGAUGUUCUGGAAUGUCGGCUGUCAGAUGGUGGCACUCAAUUUCCAGACCAUGGAUGUCCCCAUGCAGCAGAACAUGGCUCUCUUCGAGUUCAACGGCCAGUGUGGCUACCUGCUCAAGCACGAGUUCAUGCGGCGUCCGGACAAGCAGUUUGACCCCUUCUCUGUGGACCGCAUUGACGUGGUGGUGGCCAGUACCCUGUCUGUCACGAUCCUCUCCGGUCAGUUCCUCUCGGACCGCAGUGUGAAGACCUAUGUGGAAGUGGAGCUGUUCGGGUUGCCAAGGGACACGAAACGCAAAUACAGAACCAAACUGACCUCCACUGCCAAUUCCAUUAACCCUGUGUGGAAGGAGGAGGCUUUUGUCUUUGAAAAGAUCGUGAUGCCUGAGCUGGCAUCUCUCAAAAUCGUGGCCUGGGAGGAAGGAGGGAAGUUCAUUGGUCAUCGUGUCAUUCCCAUUAUCGCAGUGCACUCGGGCUAUCACCACGUUUGUCUCCGCAGCGAGAGUAACAUGCCGCUCACCAUGCCUUCCCUCUUCGUGUACCUGGAAAUCAAGGACUACGUUCCCGACGCUUGGGCAGAUCUGACUAUUGCUCUCUCCAACCCCAUUAAGUUCUUCAGUCUGCAAGACAAGAAAUCAGUUAAGCUGAAAGAUGGCUCUGUGGAGAGGCUCGGCACACAGCGGAACUUCCCGUCAGCUGAAACGAACGGGAUGCCAGGCUCCGCGGGGAGGUUCAGCUCUCCUCUUUGUAAUGGGCCUGCAGGGGCGGCGGCGUUCGCCAAGGACGAAAGCGUGAUCGCAGCGGCGCAGAUGGCAGAGCCGCAGACGGCCAGCCUCGCAGAACUGCAGCAGACGAAGCUCUUCCUGAAGCUGCUGAAGAAGCAGGAGAAGGAACUGCGGGAGCUGGAGCGGAAGGGAAGUAAGCGGCGGGAGGAUCUGCUGCGGAAAUACUCCGGGCUCUUUCUGGAGCCCGUCUGCUACGGAGGCAAGAAAGGGAUGAAAUGCAGCAGGAAAACCCAGAAGAGGACUUCGGCCAUGGGGGACGUCAGGACAUGCCCAAAUCCCACAGAAAGGGCAGGAGGCAUGGACAGCCGAGCUGCAGAGCUGAGGGAGAGGCUGGAGACAGCCCUCAUGCACCUGGGGGAGGAACACUACGAUGGGAUCCGGAGGAAGAAGGAGCAGCACGCCACGGAGCAGGUGGCCAGGAUGGCGGAGCUGGCCCGGGAGCAGCAGACAGUGGAGCUGCGCAGGCUGAAGGAGUCCGCUGAAAACGCUGUCAGAGACAUCAAGAGGAAGCUGGAGGCCAAGCGCCUGGACCGCAUCCAGGCCAUGCUGAGGAGCACCAGCGACAAGGCUGCCCACCAGCGGUUGAAGAACGAAAUCAAUAACUCGCACAUCCAGGAAGUGGUGCAAACCAUCAAACUGGUGACAGAGAAGACAGCCAGGUGGCAGCAGAAGCUGGAAGAGCAGCAGGCAGACAGUCUGAGGACCAUCAUGGAGAAGGAAGCUCAGCUCCAGCAGGAGGCACUGGCCGAGUACGAGGAGAAGCUGAGAUGUCUGAGCGUGGAGGUGCAGGAGUUGGUGAGGAGCUACGCAACAGCUGGCUUUCCUGGAGAGCCGGAGACGCCAAAGGAAGCAGUUUGCAGGGUUCCUGAGGGACAACAAGGCUCGAGGGAACAACUGGAAGACAAGGAGAUCCCAGUGGCAGGGGUGUCAAGCCUUACAAUAGCCGGGCCUGAGCCCCCAGGAGCUGCAACAGAGGUGGAGAUGGAAGAGAGCAUCUUCUGA